AUGGAAGCUGAAGCCACCAGGGAUAAUUCUUCGCAUCGUGUUCAGAGCAUGGUGAUCGUGAAACUUGCUGGACCCAAACACCUUUUCCUUCCCGAAAAGACCAUCAACAAGCACCCGGAGUUGGCUAGCCGGUUUGUGACCACGCAGGAUGGCAAACAGCUCGACCUCACCGCUUGGCCGACAGCUGUGGUGCAUGUGUUCGUCAUGUUCCUCUUCACCGGUACAUACCAGGACCUACACGACCUUGACGAGGACGAGUUGGAACAGUAUGAUGAACCUGAAGCCAUGCUCAACCGCGUUCUCCAGACGUACUUGCUGGCCACCGAGUACGGCCUCGACAGGCUCAUCCAGCUAGCCGUUCAUGGAUUUGACGUAACGUCAAGAAGCAUGUCGCUCCCAAACAUCCUCUACGUCGUUUGUGGAAGCAACAUCACGUUCGACAAUCAGCACCUCGAGCUGAUGAACAACCUGAUCCAGAGAGCUUCACGAAUCGGUUGGGAGGUAGAACUGGAUGAAGGCCUUGGGACCUACCGAUUAGCGCUCAAGAAUGAUGGGACCGUCUUUGGUGCGCUCUUUUCACAGAUUCUGGAUCAGAGAGCUAGAAUCAGGGACCUCAUGCUUGAGAACCAGAGCCUAACUGGUCGGCUUAAUUGA
Fusarium falciforme is the source of this 654-nucleotide messenger RNA. RefSeq lists its product as hypothetical. The record is from RefSeq and is a predicted model, not a curated record. The coding region runs from base 1 to 654 and encodes 217 amino acids. The transcript is spliced from 2 exons. Lineage: Eukaryota; Fungi; Ascomycota; Sordariomycetes; Hypocreales; Nectriaceae.